AUGCGAUCGACCGAUCAGGAACUCACUAUUCAAUUCCUCGAGAAAAAUGUCAAGCUGAAGACCGCGAACAAUCUCCGAAACAAUGAGAGCAUAUUCAGAGUCAGACUUAGCACGCUUACUAUCCACGCUCAGCUAGAGCACAAGAUUGAUGCAACUAGGGAAGCUUCUUCAGAACUCUCAACAUGCAUGGAGAAUCUAGACGUCAAAACUUCCAUCAACACCAAGAAUGUCUCGGACUUGGGUUUUAAGGUGGACGAGAUGUACCAAGACAUUCUAGGAAAUAUCACCUCCACCGGAAAAGAAAUCAACACAUUGGAUAAGUACAAGAAUGAGUUGAAAGUAUCCCUCACGAAACUCACCAAGGAUAUCAAGGAGUUCACCGAUCAAGCUACUAAGCCAACUAUCGGAGAAACUCAAAGGAGAAAUAAGAAAGCCAUGAAAACCAUUAAUGAAGGAACUCUCGAUAAUUUUGAGAAAUUGGUUAGGAGAAUUCCUCCAAAUGUAGAUUUCAAUGAUGCAUGGGACACUUACCCCUUGGAGGACUUUUUCUACCCAACCGAUGAGUCCAGGACUGGAAUCGAAAUGACAUUUCUCAAAAUAAGGCGGACAACUAAGCCAUCCAUGAUGAAGAUUGCCAAGGAAGAUGAUCCAGGGAAGUUUUUCAUCUCUUUUACAAUCAAAGAUCUAACUUCGAAAAUGCAGUAUUUGAUACAGAACCUUGUAUGA
This is a messenger RNA of Arabis nemorensis, 726 nucleotides long. The record is from the annotation of a GenBank genome assembly. Lineage: Eukaryota; Viridiplantae; Streptophyta; Magnoliopsida; Brassicales; Brassicaceae.